Molecule: messenger RNA, 2390 nt
Organism: Physella acuta
Lineage: Eukaryota; Metazoa; Mollusca; Gastropoda; Physidae
Product: solute carrier family 66 member 2-like
Biological process (GO): phospholipid translocation; retrograde transport, endosome to Golgi
Cellular component (GO): trans-Golgi network; endosome
Source: RefSeq, a predicted model, not a curated record
AACAAAUAACUAGCAGAAUAUCUUUCAAUAUGGAUGCACAUCUCUUAUCAACGCUUGUGGACGUGCUUAUCCUUUUAGAAAGUAAAUCAUCCAUCUUCUCUGGCCAUGAAUUUCGCCAGUGACUUUGAUAUUGCAACUUUUAGCAUAAUGGGCUUUACUAUUUUAGAUAUAGUAAGCAUUGGCUCACAGGCAGCCAUGGUGCUUGGAGGUGUUGUCCCAUUUAUUCCUCAGUAUCUUGAUAUUUGGCGAUCAAGAAAUGCAGAAGGUUUCUCAUUGUUUGUUUGCCUUGCAUUACUGAUUGCUAACAUCUUGCGCAUUAUGUUUUGGUUUGGCAAACAUUUUGAGCUACCUCUCCUUGCACAGAGUAUUAUCAUGAUAUUUACCAUGUUGAUCUUGGUUCAGUUGUGUGUUGAUGUAAAAAGUCGAAUGGAAAUAAUUUCUUCUAAGCCACGAAGAUUUACUGGUGGCAUUGAUAGCCCUCCUGUUGAUGCACAGGUCCAUUCAUUUUUUGAUUUUGACCCAGCAUUUUUUUGGCGCUGGACAGACUUUCUGAGUUACCUGGAAUUUGUCACUCUCUUCACACUUUGUAUUGGCAUCAUUACCUACCUGCUCAUCAACAGUGUUGUUUACAUAGAACUCCUUGGAUUUAUGGCAGUCUUUACUGAGGCUAUGCUUGGUGCCCCUCAAUUUCUUCGUAACUUUCAAAAGAAAUCUACUGCUGGUAUGAGUCGUAAGAUGGUUGGCUUCUGGACAUGUGGUGACAUCUUCAAGACAGUCUACUUUAUUCUCAGAGAAGCCCCUGCCCAGUUCUGGAUAUGUGGCAUGCUGCAAGUUUCAAUAGACAUUUCCAUCUUCAUUCAGGUAUUCAUUUACAGACAUAGUUCCAAUAUUGUUGACAGAACAAGCAAAUCUGCCAUCAGCUGACCUAGCUGAGACUGUAUAUUAAUGUGAUCAUUUCAGACUAUGUUUAUGUACAUGUUCCUAGUUAAAGCUAAAAGUAUAGCAGAUGUUUUUUAUGGAGAAAUUUGUAAAAUUUCUUAACUCAACAAUACACUAGAUUCAUUAAAUAAAUAGUUAAUUAAAAGUAAUAAUUAAAACAUUUUAUUUUUUUUUUAAUGCCAUCAACACGAAGGCAGUUUGAACAAAAAUGAGAAAAUCUUUAAAAAAAAAUAUUUGUAUGGAGUUUGUUCAAAGCGAAGCCACUUUAUAAAUAUUUAGCAAGGCAAUGUGAAAAAAAAGCUGUUUCUUCAUAAGGUAGAUAAUUUGUAGAUUUGAUGCUUAUAAUCACAUCCUAAACUAAAUUGUAUCAAUUACUUAAUAAAAACAUUGAGUUGACAUUUUAAAAAGUAGAUGUGAACAUAAAUAAAGUUUUUAAAGUUGAAUCCAUUCACUAAUUUUAUUUACAAGAAUUAUUCAGCCUUUAUUUAAAAAAAUAAAUUUGAACAACAAAUUAUUAAUUGAGGCAUUCUAUUGAAUCACCAAUUAAUUUUUAAAACGACAUCUUUUAAUAUGAAUUUUGUAGUGGUAUUUUUUUUUGCUAUAUUGCUUGUAUACCUUGUUUAUUUUUUUAAAAUUGCUGUUAAUAUAAGAUUAUUAAGCUUUUGCAAAAGCUUGAAGAUCUAUUUAUAGAUUGCCUGAUGAAUUGGUUUCCAGUUUACCUCUUAGCUGGCUUAAAAUAAGGUGUCUUUGCAUGUACAAAAACAACCUAUUGUUAGUACAUGUUUACAGAUUUCUUUUUUUACUUUAAAUUUUCUAAGUGGGUUAUUUCCUCAUGCUCAUGCCUGGAUUAUAUUAGAACACUGUAAUCUUUUCUGUUAUGGUGGCUCACAAAACAAGGCUGUUAAUUGAUAAGUGUUUUGUGAUUAAUUCUUGAUUAAAAUAUUACAUAUAUGUAUUGUAAAGAGGAUACUAUUUUGCGGGUAUUAAUAAUGAUAUAUACAUAUAUAUAUGUAUGUAUAUAUAUAUAUAUAUAUAUAUAUAAAAUAUUCCUAUGCAUUUUUUACUGUGUACUCACGUGGUAUGUAGCAGUAUGAGAAAUUUACAUGAAAUAUUUAAUCACCUAAUAUUUUAGCCUCUUACCAAGUUUAUAAUCAGAUCUAAAGGUUUUAUAUUUUAUUAGAUACAGCAUUUGCAUUUGCUUUUUUAGUCUAUCGAAAUUUAAAAAUGCUUUAAAAUUUCCCAUUUAUAUUUUUUUUCUUUCAAGCUCAUGGUUUUCUUAGUUAAUUAAUAAUAAAUCCACAUUCCAAACCUAUUACAUUAAUUAGGAGAAUCUUCAAAAUAAAACACCUGUAAUCUGUGUUUAAAUUUGUGCCAUGUAGUUGUGGUUUUCAGUGUAAUUGCUUAGUGUAUGUUUUAGCACCAAUUUAGACAUUGAUCCCCCCCCCCCCCCC